This is a messenger RNA of Anoplopoma fimbria (sablefish), 1935 nucleotides long. RefSeq names its product cilia and flagella associated protein 206 (gene cfap206). Lineage: Eukaryota; Metazoa; Chordata; Actinopteri; Perciformes; Anoplopomatidae. Gene Ontology annotation, cellular component: axoneme; ciliary basal body. The record is from RefSeq and is a predicted model, not a curated record. The coding region runs from base 55 to 1935 and encodes 626 amino acids. Gene Ontology annotation, biological process: regulation of flagellated sperm motility; regulation of cilium beat frequency; sperm axoneme assembly. The transcript has 12 exons.
GCUAGCUUAGCUGUAUUCGCUACUUUUUAACUUGAUUUAGGAUUAAAUCACGUCAUGUCGGUGGAGCUGUCUCGAGCUCACGCAGAAGGCGUGAUUAAAAACAUUAUUCGUGAUAUUGUGCUGGAGUGCGCAGCGAGAGGACAUGCGGUUUCGGACACUUUGGUGGCUUUCGUGGUGAAAGCUGUGGUGCUGGACCCGAGAAACGGGUUCAAUGUUGACCGAACACUGACCAAACAAGACGUCCAGAAACUCCAAGAGCUGUGUCUGGAUAAACUAAUGGAACAGUGCAGCCCGUCGCUUGACACAAUCAAGAUGCAAGUGUUUUUUGAUAUGAACUACACAUCCCGACGGGAGUUUCUUGAGGAAGUCCACCAGCUCGUGGAGUCAAGGCUGAGCGCGGUGAGCAGAGAGAUCACUGACAGCAGAGUGAAAACACGGGAGGAGUUAGACGCUUUGUACCGUAAAAUCGUCACCUACAUCCAGCUGCGGUCCGGCAUGGGCUCGCCUACGGACGACAACGCUGUUCAAGAGGCUUCAGCUGCCCUGCAGAGCAUCUUCCCUCAGACUGAACUGGGAGCCUUCAUGGUGCUCUUAAAGCGGGACAAGGAGCAGCAGCUCAACGAGCUCACCAUGAUCGUCACAGGGAUCCGACUCUUCAACAAAGGCAGCAAGAAGGGAGGCGAGGAGACGGACCUCCGUGGACUAAUGCCUGCGGUUCUCAGAGAAGCUCUUCCAGUCACCAGUAAAAGCGUAGAAAACGAGCUGCGUGUAUCACAGACUCUGGUGUGUAAAUACACCGCUGUGCUGGAGAAGCUAACGGACCCUGACAGGCAGCCUGGAGGAAGUGACGUGCCCGUUGUCCUUCUCAAACAGGCGCUCUACAACAUCAGGCAGCACGAGGUUUUCCUCAAAAUGUUACUGUCUGAUGCAUGUUUAUGUGCCAAGCAUGUUGAGAUCCUCCAGACUGAGCUCUCAUCACAGAUGAAGCUGCUGAAAGAAACUGUGCAAUCACAGACGGCUGUACCGACUGCAAAGGUUUUUCCGCUGUUCAAGUCCCUGUCAAAGCUGUGGUCUGGACUUCAGGAUGAGGCCGAGCUGCUGAACAUCCUCAACAACAUCAUGCUCAACCUGCAGCCCUUCGUUGCCUCUCAGGCCAAGAUUUUUUCUGAGGCCUUUUUAGACGGCCUGCUGGAGGAGUCAGAGGUGAAGACAGACGAGCAGAGAAUCACUGAGUCCUCAGAUGAGCGUAUCGUUCCAGCUGAGAUGAAGACACAGGAAUGGCUUCUGCCUGAAACAACAGUCGGUUUUAACGAGCUGCCACUGCAGUAUAACGGAGUGUGUGGCUACACACUGGUGAACAGAGACGGGCUUCUACUCCCAGGUAAUCCUCACAUCGGAGUCCUUAAACACGAGGAGAAGUUCUAUGUUUUUAGCUCCAAAGAAGCUGCCAUGAAAUUUGCCUCCAGUCCAGUCGACUUCGUUGCAGAGGUCGCGGAGAAAGCCAAGCACUCCCCUGAACUCAUUCAGCUCCUCAAACUCCACAAACAGUUUCCCUGCGUCAGUCCGUACCCAGAGUCAGGAGAGAGUUUACUGGUGAAGCCCAUCACCAAGUGUGAGAGCGGCACUCAGACAGAUGUCCACCCGCUGGAGACAAACAUCGUCAAGUCAUACGAGUGGAACGAGUGGGAGCUGCGGAGAAAAGCUAUCCAACUGGCUGACUUGAGGACCAAAGUGACUCACUCGGUGCAGACGGAUCUGAGCCACAUGAGACGGGAAAACGUCUCUCAGACCUGGCUGCCCAAGAACGCGGCCACUCAAAGCAAAAGAGACGGUGAGAGCAACGUGCCCAAACCUCAGAUCUACCUGGCCGGACUGAGGGGAGAACGAGAUGGACGCGUGGUCAAAACAAACCUGACCAGGCCUGUGGAUAAUUAA